GUCGCGAUCGUUUGCGCGUUCGAGCGUCCGUCCGUCUGUGCGUCUGGAGCGUUCUCUCUCUCCGCCGGUCAAGAUGUUGCUCAUCCAACCUUCAGAAGAGAUGUCCAAGCAGAUACGGGUGGGCCUGAAUGAGAACCCGGCGACCCGAGACAAGGACCUCGAAGCUAUCAAAGAAUGGCUCGCUAAACAACCACACUUACCUCACUUCAAUGAUGACCAAAGAAUAAUGACGUUCCUACGGGGUUGCAACUUCUCUUUGGAGAGAUGCAAGAGGAAGCUGGACAUGUACUUCACGAUGCGCUCCGCGCUACCCGAGUUCUUCUCUAAUCGCGACGUCACCAGGCCGGUGAUGCAAGAUAUAGUGAAGAUUAUACACGUGCCCGUUCUGCCGGGCCUCACGAAGGAAGGUAAUCGAGUGAUCCUGAUGCGAGGAAUCGAUAAAGACUUCCCGACUCCCAACGUUGCGGAAGCCAUGAAGCUGGUGCUGAUGAUCGGCGAUGUACGCCUCAGGGAAGAGUCCCACGGGGUGGCCGGCGACGUUUACAUCCUCGACGCCGCGGUAGCGACGCCUACACACUUCGCCAAGUUCACGCCGUCCAUGGUGAAGAAGUUUUUGGUGUGCGUGCAGGAGGCUUACCCGGCGAAACUCAAACAGGUGCAUGUGAUCAACGUCAGUCCGUUCGUCGACACGAUCCACAAUUUCGUCAAGCCUUUCCUCAAGGAGAAGAUACGCGAGCGCAUCUUCAUGCACAGCGAUAUAAACACGCUUUACGAUCACGUGCCGAAGGAGGUACUGCCGAGCGAGUACGGCGGAGACGCCGGACCCGUCCAGGCUAUACACGACAAGUGGAUAAAGAAAUUGGAGGAAUACACACCGUGGUUCGCGGAGCAAGAGGCCGUGAAGACCAACGAAGCCCUGCGACCGGACAAACCAAAGACGCAUGACGACUUGUUCGGUCUCGAUGGAUCCUUCCGGCAGCUGAUGAUCGAUUAAAUCAAAGCACGUCCUUCCUCCCCUCUCUCCUCGCUGGGAAGUGUCGCGAGACCGUAAUCAUCGCCAACGGCAGUCGUUAAGCGAAUCGUUCGUUCACGUGAGAGCAGAUACUUCGAAGCCCGGUCGAUUGCGAAACUUCGUUCACCACGUGACGACAACAUGUAAUACACUUCCGUUUUUUUCGAGCAGCUAUUGUAAGCGGAGCGAUUCGUGCCCACGAGUAAUUCACACGAUAAUGCCUGAAAUCGCGAAAUCGUGAGGGCAUCAUAAGGGCCAGACGAGAAAACCCGGACAAGAGCAAUUGUAGGAGUAAAAACGGUCGUCAUUAUCAUCUGCGUGUCUUCAUGCCCGCGGUUAAAUUAACGACAAAACUUCGCCAAAAGAGCUGCUUCCUUUCUUCGAGAACUGAACGGAGUAUUGUUGAUCGAAAAAAAAAGAACAGUAGAAAUUUUUUGCUUCUUCGAGAGUUCUCAAUACGAGCUUCUUCUCAAUUCUCAAUACGCUUCAAUACGAGCGUAAGCAUACUCCAUUAUUAUAAUAAUGGAGAACACUUUUUUUCCUUUGUAGACGCCGUCGAUCGUGUAUAGACACGGCGUGGCUGAAGUCGUUCGCGUGAUACACUGAUAUUCUCCAUCGUGAGAGAUUCUUUUCCUAACUCGACACCGGGAAUGUAGAUAAAUCAGAAGCGGGAUAUGUAAUUACGAACACAAUCGAGCGGCUUGUAAAUAAAUUCUAGAUUUCUAGAAAAUAGAAUCUCUCCAAUUUCGUAAUCGACACUGAACAUUCGUCGGCUAAGUUCUCGGCAUGUCGCACGCCGUGACUCGCGCAAAGAUACACGUUGGACGUAGAGUUUUCGUCACAAGGAUGCGCGAGAAACCUGUACAUAAUUAUGCGUUACCGUAACGAGAGCCGGUAGGUGAAAUACCGGCUUUAGCCAACGUCGAAAUUUCGGCAAACUUGCAGCAAACCCGAGAGAGAAGUGUCUUGUUUUUUUGUUCGUUUUUUAGAAGGAACAAGUCUCUCGGAACCGGCUGCGGCUGCAGAUUACCGACGUUGAUUUGUCCCGAAGUGGAAUGAAAAAGGAAAGAUUCGGCGAGAAUGUCGCGUCUAGUGAAAGGUGUGCGCGCGGCCGCUUGACUGUAACUGCUAAAACCGUCCGAAUUUCAACAAGAGCUGCAAACAGCUCUGAUAUUAAAGCAAUUAAUUCGAUAUUACUAUUAAUAGUCGCGAUUUAUCACAUGUCAUAUCGUUACUAUAAAUAAGUCACAUAAUUAAUAUGUAAUGAAUGUGGGACAAAUUAUAGAGAGCGUAUAUCGUUUACAUGCGUAAAUAUGCAGGACGACUAAUAUGUACGCUGUGUGCAAAAAUUACUGGGAAAUAUACGAAAUUU
This is a messenger RNA of Dinoponera quadriceps, 2384 nucleotides long. RefSeq names its product alpha-tocopherol transfer protein-like. The transcript has 6 exons. The coding region runs from base 74 to 994 and encodes 306 amino acids. Lineage: Eukaryota; Metazoa; Arthropoda; Insecta; Hymenoptera; Formicidae. The record is from RefSeq and is a predicted model, not a curated record. Gene Ontology annotation, cellular component: membrane. Gene Ontology annotation, molecular function: phosphatidylinositol bisphosphate binding.